AUGGAACUAGCAUACGCCCAACUCAUGAGCAAGUGCACCGAAGGCACCUACCUGUACACACCACCCAAGGCUCACAACUUCCAUCCCGGCUCUUGCGGCUUAUUCAACGACAAUGGAGUGUGGGAAAAAAUUGCCGACCUUACUCGACUCAAGGAUGAUAACCCCAAGAACUACAAAAUCCCGAAGGAGGAGCUCGUUCUGGCCGAGCCAACGCUUUGCACGUGGAAUAAGAAGGUUGUCGAGAAGAACGAGGGCAGUGGUUUUGGCGCCAAGGCAGAGGUGUCCGGGAUUGCUGCUCAAGCACCUGUGGACGUUGGAGCCAAUUUCGCAGUAGGAAGCACUGCAAAGGCCGGUGCAGGUGUGAUCGUAUCGCCAGGGGUAGUGCACACGAAGUUCAAUCUCGACGCGCGGAGGAUCGUUGAGAAGUGGAUCCAGGACAACAUGAAGGACUUAACUGAUAGAUAUAGGGAAUCGAUCUAUCAGUUCGGCAUUUGGGUCAUUACAGCCACAUGGGUCACGCAGAAAUGCGACAUUGCCAUGUGGAACAAGACGGGCAGCAAGAUCGACACCGGAGCGGAAAUCGGGGCGACAAACAUCGGCAAACUUGGGAUUAACAGCUCGAGCGAGGUACAACAUGAUAUCGAUGAGCACCGAGUAUUCAGCGAGCCCGGCGGAUACGCCGUCUCCUUCAGUGGCAUGCUCUUCAGACCAAGCAGGAAAUUUUGGAGCAAUAAAUUGAAGCACAUUCAGCGCCCGAAAGAUGGCUCUCUCCGAGUUGCUGACUUCGCCAUGUCCAUGCCAGACGAGGACGAAGACGGAAACGUUCUUGAUAAGAAUGGGAAUAUUAUCAAGGAUAACGGACAGCGUAUCGACAAGGAUGGAAACCUCGUCGACGAGGACGGAGAUCGUGUCGACGAGCAUGGGAAUCCCAUCGAUGAGGACGGAAACAUUAUUCCGGAAUGGUCCACGGAGGUUAUUGGGGAGGAUUGA
Messenger RNA from Alternaria conjuncta, 990 nucleotides. RefSeq lists its product as uncharacterized. The transcript is spliced from 3 exons. The record is from RefSeq and is a predicted model, not a curated record. Bases 1 to 990 code for a protein of 329 amino acids. NCBI's taxonomy places the organism in Eukaryota, Fungi, Ascomycota, Dothideomycetes, Pleosporales, Pleosporaceae.